CGAACUGUGCGCGUUCCGAAGUUGCUUGGACGGUCUUGGCGUGCUGCUUCUUCUCCUGUUCUGUCGGUCUCGGCGGAGACCCACGAGGGUCAAUAUGCCUCGGUACGCGCAGCUGGUGAUGGGCCCCGCAGGCAGCGGAAAGAGCACAUACUGUCACACCAUGGUCCAGCACUGUGAAACCCUGAACCGCUCAGUGCAAGUGGUGAACCUGGAUCCUGCAGCCGAGCACUUCAGUUACCCUGUGAUGGCUGAUAUCCGAGAGCUGAUUGAGGUGGAUGAUGUCAUGGAGGAUGACUCGCUGAGGUUUGGCCCCAACGGCGGCUUGGUCUUCUGCAUGGAGUACUUUGCUAACAACUUUGACUGGUUGGAGAGCUGUCUCGGGCACGUGGAAGAUGACUACAUCCUCUUUGACUGCCCAGGCCAGAUCGAGCUCUACACUCACUUGCCGGUGAUGAAGCAGCUGGUGGAGCGCCUGCAGCAGUGGGAGUUCCGGGUCUGUGGGGUGUUUCUGGUAGAUUCUCAGUUUAUGGUGGAGUCGUUCAAGUUUAUCUCCGGGGUCAUGGCGGCCCUCAGCGCAAUGGUGUCUCUGGAAAUCCCACAGAUUAACAUUAUGACCAAGAUGGAUUUGCUGAGUAAGAAAGCAAAGAAGGAAAUAGAAAAGUUCCUUGACCCUGACAUGUAUUCUUUGAUAGAGGAUUCUACGGGCAUCUUAAGAAGCAAAAAAUUCCAGAAGUUGACUAACGCCAUCUGUGGAUUGAUCGAUGACUACAGUAUGGUCCGGUUUUUGCCCUAUGACCAGUCGGAUGAAGAAAGCAUGAACAUAGUCCUACAGCAUAUUGACUUCACCAUUCAGUAUGGAGAAGACUUGGAGUUUAAAGAGCCGAAGGAAUCUGAAGAAGAAAAAUCAUCCAUGUUCGAUGAAUAUUUUCAAGACUGAGGGGAUGAAUGAAGACAUUUAAUUUUUCUGGUGUUUAUUAAAACACGAAGAGCUUUGCAGGCAGAAUCUUACAAAGACUCAUUUUUAGACUCAGGGAGAAGAGAAUGGAGGACUCAUCUUUCCAAAGCAGAGAGCGUAUGGCUAAUCCACAAUCUGAACGUUGUCACUUCUCCUUCCCUCCCAGCCCCGCCAAAGAAGAAGGAUAAUUUGGAAAAUCUACAUUGGCAAAUGUUUCCAAAUGAAGUCCCAAGUUCUCUAGGAUGUGUAUUACUUGUUUAAGGGAAGACAAGCUCUGGGCUAUAAAACAUAGCCUGACUCAAGAUUCCUAUUUAGAAGAACAACUUGGAUUUGUAAAAACUCCUCUUUAUUGAUUGUGUGUAGACAAGCCCUUGGUGCUGCUGUUUGUGCUAGGCAGGGGCCCACCUUACUUCCAUUUUAGGGGAAGGAUAGUUUGCAUUGUGGUGUAAAAGUGGCAAAGAGGGAGGUUUCAGCUUGAUGUCAAGAAAGAAAGACUUCCUAACAGCUCGAGCUAACCACACAUGGCGUGGGGCUCCUCGAGAGGUGGUGGUCUGCCUGACUUCCUGCAAAGUCAGGUCACGAAUGUGGUGGAGAGGAUUUUUUUUACAGGUUCAGGUUGGGCCAGAUGGCCUGAGGGUUCUCCUCACUGAGAGAUUCUUUCCUGUGGUUUUGCUGUUGGAAAAAUGAUUCCAUUCCCUUCCCUCAGAAUGGAUUGCUUUAAAAUUAUUUUUAUAAAAAACAAAUGUUAUGCCCGAGUUGUCCAUAGCACUUUCAUAUUCCAAAUUAUAUUUCAAAGUCUCCCCCUCCCCUUUUUGGUCUAGACUUAAAUACCCUGUACCAUAUGCAAAUUGACAACUGUGUGUAACUUAACCAUGUUAAUGAAUAUCCUGGGUUUCUUAGAGGUUAAGUGGCUUUCCCAGGGUCAUACAGCCAGCAAGUGACAGAGGCAGUGUUGGAAGCCAGUUGGAAGCCACUUCUCUGCCCCAUGUCAUGCUACCUUAUCCAAAUUCUUACCAAGGAUGGUUCUUGGUGAAUGAAAAGACUUGAAAUUUAGUGAUUCCAAAACAGUGAAGAAUCAUGGUCUUUGGGUGAGCCAGCCGAAACACAGCAGACAUUGCUAAACAUCUAAAUAAUGCUUUUGUUUGCUGUUUGAUCUCUCUUUUAGACUUCCUUAAUCUGGCCAGGCCAUCAGCUUCUCUGGUUUAGGUGUUGUACUGUGCAAGUAAAAGUCAGUCCCUGCCCUUGGGGCUCAGGUAUGCUGCCGUUAGGGACAGUUGUAAAUGGUAGGUCAUGUGAAAGCAACCUGAGAAAUGUAUCAUUUUGCCCACAGUCUUCCAGGUCUGAGACUCAAACCCAGGUUCUCUGACCACAAAUCCCAUACUCUGUGGUACACUUUGCUGCCUCCUGAACUCAUAGUCUGGAAGUGCAAAGCCCCCCUACAAUUCCUUCUGAGCCUUUUUCCUGAACUAAGCAUAAUGUCCAUUAGGCUCAUAGUGAUAUCACUUUUUUUGCAAGGUGCCUUAAUAGGGGUUAUAUAUAGGACAUUCCACCUCGCCCCCCAUUUUAUUAAUGAGGAAACAGGCCCAGAAUGAUGGAGUGAAUUCAUACAAUUGAAGAGUUUCACAUUUGGAGAAGGCUAUGUUGGCCAAUUGACCUUUUCCAAGGUCACAUCGAUUGUUCUGGGAUCAGAGAUUUGGAGCCAGGAGGGAUCUUCAUGGUCAUGACUUGCCCCAGAUCACACAACUAGUAAGCAUUGUAGGCAGGAUUUGUGUACCUCCCAAAGGUCCUUGGGGAGCAGACAUCAACAUCCGGGUCUCCAGUUCCUUCCUAAGAAGAAAAAUAGAAGAUGCUCUGCAGUUCUCUCCUGUGCCCAAGUUACAAGGCAGGGGAAGACUGUAGACAUUUGAGGAGAAGAUCAUUUUUUCUCUUUUUAAAUGCUCUUGUUCCUUAAACGAACACCUGCUAGGUAGCCAAAUUUUUAUUUCCAUGUUGUUCAGUUGUUUCAAUUGUGUCUGAGUCUUUGUGACCCCAUUUGGGGUUUUCUUGGCAAAGAUGCUGGAGUGGUUUGCCAUCUCCUGCUCCAGCUGAUUUUACAGAUGAGGAAACUGAGGCAGACAGGGUGAAGUGACAUGCUCAGGGUCAUGCAGCCAGUAAGUGUCUGAUGCUAAAUUUUGAACUCGUGUUCCUGGCUCCAGGGCUGAUGCUUUUUCCACUGCUCCAUAUCCUUAUAUAUAACAAUAUCCUGUGUGUUUUGUGUCAUUCAGAUUUUAGGUUUUUUCAAUACCCAAGAUAGCAUGUUACCUAAAUAUUUUAUCUAGCACAUUUCAAUGAUCUGUAGUCUCAUCAGUCCAGGUAUUCCUUCCACUGAUGUCAAAAGCUGCUACUCUAUGAUUUGGUGGUUGGUCUUUUGAGAGUUGUUGGGGCCAAAAAAACAACAGCAAACCAGCCCACCCAGUGGUGAGCCUCUUUUAAUAAACCCCUGACAAUGUACUUAGAGACCAUUCCAAGGACCAUAAUCAAAACCACCCCAGCUUAGCAAGGACCUACCAGAGCUCGAGGUCCCCUGGCACAACCUUCAGAGGAUCCUUGGAGGUCAAAGAGUCCAAUUUCCUCAUUUUCCAGAUGGGGAAUUGAGGCCAAAGGAUGUUAAAUGAAUCUCACGAGGUCACAAAGCUAGUAAGUGACUAAGGCAGGACUCAAAGUCCCAUUUGGUUCCCCACUAGACUAGGCUGAGACAUCAGAAGAGGGUCUUGGGGUGGUUUCUCCAGGAUAUAAUCAAUGUGGCAUUGGGCUUUUUUUCUUUAAGUCAUGAGUCCUAGAUUUUUUUUUCUUAUCUGGAAUUUUGUUCAUGUCUGUAAGACAGAAAUCCGCUUUACUCACUCUAAAACCCACCUUACAUUAAAAUCCAUCAUACUUACAAUGUCAAACUAGUAAAAAAAAAAAUGCAAUCCUCUGUGACUUCAUCCCAAGAUAAUAUAAUGGCCAGUCUAUGUCUGGGAUGUGUCAUGGACCCCUUUGGUAGUGUAAUGAAACCUACGGACCCCUUUCCAGAAUAAUGGUUUUAAAUAAAUAAAACAUACAAUAAUAAUGAAAUAUGGUUUUCGUAAUAUUAUAAAAGUUCACAGAUACCAGUUAAUAACCCCCUGGUCUAUUGCAUUAAAAGGUGUUGACAUUUUUAAUUGUGUGUAAAACAUUUUUGUUGUGUGUGAAUAGGAAGUGGGUUUUUUUCAUCCUACUGUCAAGACGCAUUGUGCAUUUCAAAAUAAACUGAAAAACACACACCUAGAUUAUGACUCUCGUGAAUUGAGGACAAUUAUUAGGAAAGUGGUAUGAGGGUAAGAGGCCCCCUCUCCACAAGUCAUGAUGAAUUGUGGGAUGAGAUGAAUGCGUUCCGCCCUCAUCCAGCCAGCUAAAACCGCAUCCUCUUUCCACCAAUUUUCCUAGAGCCUUUUGUCCUCAUCUUUAUUCUGCCUCCCAAGGCCCUCAAGUGCCGUUUUCAGUGCCCUUAUUUAUAUUAGACUUUUAAAUGUAUCCUUAUUGUAAAAUUUUCAUAUUGUAUUUUUUAUCCCCCAGCUACACUAAGAAAUGAAGCCUCAAGUACUAAGAAAUUUGUGUUCUCCAAUGAUGAUUUUCUUAAAAUAUGAAAA
Molecule: messenger RNA, 4602 nt
Organism: Trichosurus vulpecula (common brushtail)
Lineage: Eukaryota; Metazoa; Chordata; Mammalia; Diprotodontia; Phalangeridae
Gene: GPN3
Product: GPN-loop GTPase 3
Exons: 8
Coding region: 95-937 (280 amino acids)
Molecular function (GO): GTPase activity
Source: RefSeq, a predicted model, not a curated record